AUGCAAAGCCCGGCCGCCUCAAUCGUGCUCUCCCUCUAUCUACGAUCCAACUUCUAUGUUGUUUCUUUCUCUACGAACACAAAUCUCCGACAUCGGCGACGAAUCGGCAAGUUUCUGAGGAAGGAGAGACGGCUGGAUGGCUAUCUACUCCUUUUCCCUUACAUAGUCCUCCUCCUCUUCCUGCUUUUUGACAGCACCGGAGAAGAAGCGGUUAAUGAUGCACCCAGGAACAAUGAGCAUGCUGUUCAGGACCCAGAAGAGGAUUCUGAGUUCAACGGAACCUGUUUAUCAUCAUUGACGCUGCUGACGUAAGCUAUCGUUCAGGAAUGCAGACUAAAACCCAACCGUCAAACAGCUCCACAGCAUAAUGGUUCUUUGUUUUGGUGAUUCAGAGAAUUCAUGUUGCGAAUGAAGGAAAGGGAGAAGAAUCUCCUCUCUUUCUUUCUCCGAGUUCGUUUCGCCUGGAACACCUCUUUUUAUGUCAAUGUUCUGCACCCGGUAGAGAUGGAGUCACUAAUGUAGUUAAAGGGAUGGAGAGAAACAAAAAGGUGUUGAUGAAAUGGAACUUGAUCUCAAAGCUCUCUAGGAACAAGCUCCUCUCGGUUGGUGGUGUUAAAAGCUUUAUAUAAUGAGAGGAUAAAAGUGCUGGACCAGUUGUCUCAUCUACAGGCUGGUUGUUCCUUCAUUCUAGGUCCGAGUACUAUAUCCUGUUAUCGAAUUCGUUGACUUGGCCACCGCCAUUGCCUGAUUUGAGGAAUGAACAGACUUCAGCCUAGCCAUGGUUCACUUGGUCAAUGGCAUGCCUGAAUUAACAGAUUCACUUCCGAGAUUCUGUUUCUGUGCUAAACUCUUGAAGUUUAGCAUGCUUUAUGCGACAUGGUGGAUGGAACUGUAUGUUCAUGCUUAGAUUUCAAGAUUGCUAGAAUGCUGGGUAUAUUCUGUUCGAUAGUCAUGUUGCAUGCAUGAUCAGUACUUUCAUUUCAUAGUAUAAAUGUGUUGAGAAAGGGAAAGCAAAAUUGGUGGUUUGUUGUGUUCAUCUUACCAUGUCUCUCUCUUUUCGAUUGUCCCUCCCAGCUGAAAUGUCCAUUUUUACUGUGUCACACACCUGUGUUCUGUCUAGGUUUCCCCUCAUCUCUCCCUGCUAUACAGAUCUGGAUAAAUAAAUGGCAAAUGGAUC
Molecule: messenger RNA, 1177 nt
Organism: Linum tenue
Lineage: Eukaryota; Viridiplantae; Streptophyta; Magnoliopsida; Malpighiales; Linaceae
Source: the annotation of a GenBank genome assembly